AUGGCGAGGGUCAGGGGCCCGAGCCUCAUCGUCCUGCUCGCUCUCGCCAUCCUCGCCGCCGUCGCCGCCGCCGAGGCGCGCGCGCAGUCCACAUACAUCAUCCACCUCGCGCCAGGCCACCUGGCGCUGUCCGCAGCGCGCGCCAACGGCGGCGGCGAGGCGGUCCUCCGCCGCCUCCUCCCGCGCCGCCUGCGCGCGCCGAGGCCGCGCGUGCUCUACUCCUACCAGCACGCUGCCACGGGCAUCGCCGCGCGGCUGACGCCCGAGCAGGCGGCGCACACCGCGGCCGGGGAGGGCGUCCUGGCCGUGUACCCCGACCAGGCGCGGCAGCUGCACACCACCCACACCCCGUCGUUCCUAGGCCUGACCGAGACCGCCGGGCUCCUCCCAGCCGCGGCGGGAGGCGCGUCGUCUGCCGUCGUCGGCGUUCUCGACACCGGCCUCUACCCCAUCGGCCGGGCCUCGUUCGCGGCAACUGCUGGGCUCGGCCCGCCGCCCGCGUCCUUCUCCGGCGGAUGCGUCUCCGCGGGCUCCUUCAACGCGUCCGCUUACUGCAACCGCAAGCUCAUCGGCGCCAAGUUCUUCUACCAGGGGUAUGAGGCUGGUCUCGGCCACCCCAUCGAUGAGACCAAGGAGUCCAAGUCACCGCUGGACACUGAGGGCCAUGGCACGCACACCGCCUCCACGGCGGCUGGCUCGCCGGUGCACGGCGCCGGGUUCUUCGACUACGCCAAGGGGCAGGCCGUGGGCAUGGACCCCGGCGCGCGCAUCGCGGCGUACAAGAUCUGCUGGGCGUCCGGAUGCUACGACUCCGACAUCCUCGCCGCCAUGGACGAGGCCAUCGCCGACGGCGUCGACGUCAUCUCGCUCUCCGUCGGCGCCAACGGGUACGCCCCUCGCUUCUACACCGAUUCCAUCGCCAUCGGCGCUUUCCACGCGGUGCGCAAAGGCAUCGUCGUCUCCUGCUCCGCCGGCAACUCCGGCCCCGGCGAGUACACCGCCGUCAACAUUGCGCCGUGGAUCCUGACCGUCGGCGCGUCCACCAUCGACCGUGAGUUCCCCGCAGAUGUGGUUCUUGGUGACGGCCGCGUCUUUGGCGGCGUGUCUCUGUACGCCGGUGACCCCCUGGACUCCACUCAGCUGCCGCUGGUGUUCGCCGGGGACUGUGGUUCCCGCCUGUGCCUGAUAGGCGAACUCGACCCGAAGAAGGUGGCCGGCAAGAUCGUGCUCUGUCUGCGUGGUAAGAACGCUCGCGUCGAGAAAGGAGCGGCGGUCAAGCUCGCCGGUGGGGUCGGAAUGAUCCUCGCCAACACCGAGGACAGCGGCGAGGAGCUCAUCGCCGACUCCCACCUCGUGCCGGCGACUAUGGUCGGGCAGAAGUUCGGCGCCAAGAUCAGGUACUACGUCCAGACGGACCCGUCGCCGACGGCGACCAUCAUGUUCCGCGGCACGGUCAUCGGCAAGACGCCGUCGGCGCCGCAGGUGGCGGCGUUCUCGAGCCGAGGCCCUAACUACCGCGCGCCAGAGAUCCUCAAGCCCGACGUCAUCGCCCCCGGCGUCAACAUACUCGCGGCGUGGACCGGCGCCGCCUCUCCGACCGACCUGGACAUCGACACGAGGCGCGUCGAGUUCAACAUCAUCUCCGGUACGUCCAUGUCCUGCCCGCACGUGAGCGGCCUCGCCGCGCUGCUCCGCCAGGCGCACCCGGAGUGGAGCCCCGCGGCGAUCAAGUCGGCGCUCAUGACCACGGCGUACAACCUGGACAACUCCGGGGAGACCAUCAAGGACCUUGCGACGGGCGAGGAGUCGACGCCGUUCGUCCGUGGCGCCGGCCACGUCGACCCCAACGCCGCCCUCGACCCGGGCCUGGUGUACGACGCCGGCACCGACGACUACGUCGCCUUCCUCUGCACGCUCGGGUACUCUCCGUCGUUGAUCUCCAUCUUCACACAGGACGGCUCGGUCGCCAACUGCUCGAGGAAAUUCGCUCGCUCCGGCGACCUCAACUACCCUGCCUUCGCCGCCGUCUUCUCCUCCUACCAAGAUUCAGUCACCUACAGCCGGGUGGUGCGCAACGUCGGCAGCAACUCCAGCGCGGUGUACCAGCCCAAGAUCGUCAGCCCGUCCGGCGUGGAUGUCACGGUGACCCCGAGCAAGCUCGCAUUCGACGGGAAGCAGCAGAGCCUGGGCUACGAGAUCACCAUCGCGGUGUCAGGCAACCCGGUGAUCGUGGACGCCAGCUACUCGUUCGGGUCCAUCACCUGGAGCGACGGCGCGCACGACGUCACGAGCCCCAUUGCCGUGACCUGGCCGUCCAACGGUGGAGCAGCGGCCAUGUAG
Miscanthus lutarioriparius is the source of this 2340-nucleotide messenger RNA. The record is from the annotation of a GenBank genome assembly. Lineage: Eukaryota; Viridiplantae; Streptophyta; Magnoliopsida; Poales; Poaceae.